CAACACCGUAAUUUAUAUUCUCCUGCUGGUUUUGGUGUGGUCACAGUUGCUAUCAAAACCUGAACAUCUGAUACAAUGGCCAUGCUGCUGCUGUCUGUCAUAGUCGGUUCGCUCACUUUUACCCCAGCUCUGUUUCAAGCGCUAAACCCAUGCCAGUCAAACGCCGUUUUAUCAGGAACAGUUUUACGCAGCUUCGACAACGUGAAGAACUUCAGUGAUAUAGAGAAUGCCUAUUGCGACAUUUCGCUCAGCGAUGGCUGGUAUCGCCUCAAGGUGGACACCAAGGACGUCGACCUGGCCCAAUCUGUACCACCUCCUGGCAGCUGUAAUGCAUAUUAUCCCAUCUGGAUGAACGGAAGUGUACCCACUAUUUUGAACCAGAAGACAUCAGCUAAAGCCUGUAUGGUCACCAGUCAAGAUUCCGACUGUGGAGUAAGCCUUGACAUCGAGGUGAUGAACUGUGGAGAGUACAACGUGUAUUAUUUACGACCUCCCGACACUUGUCCAGCUGCAUACUGCUUGGACAUAAGAGCGCCCUGUCCUGAAGGCACCUCAUCGGAAACUGGCACCUAUCCAGACUGUUCAGUUAAUUUUCCCCGCGUGAAUGUCACACCGUCGGUGGAGCCAUUGCUAGGCAUCAGUGUAGAGAACGCCGCUUUUCAAGAUCUGCGUUUCCAGUGUGUGUUUACUCCCCUGACCCAAGUUAUUUCUACGACAUCGUGUGGAGAAUAAAUGGAGAAGAAGUGACCAGAAUAAUCCAACAACCUUCAGCUAAUCUUCCCGUGACCGCUCAGCUUCUGGAGACGGAAUGGAAGACACGCUACAGGCUUGGCAUAAACAUCGUUACCCGUUACAGGUGCGAUGCUCUGUGAGGGUUAGGGCGUCAGAAGAUGGUAUCCCCAGUCCGGAACAUCACAGUCAGGAAUUCUUCGCUGGUUUGAAAACGUUAACUCCUGCAGUUGAAGUGACAGAGGGAGAAUCAGUUAUAAUUCAGUACCAGGCCACAGUACCCAUCCCCUGCAGAAACAAUAUCCCCUGCACUGUAUUCUUCAUUGAUCGCGCAUAUGAGAAGAUAAAUGGACAGUGUAAAAGGAACAAACCCGGCAAAUGUGGGUUUGAUGUAAAAGCUGUAGACUGGAACGCUAUCGGUGAACUAAGAGUGAUUGGAGAUUAUGAUAACCGGUACGGUGACCGCCUGGCGGAGAUCUCCCUAAAAUCCGCCAAACCAAUCCCGAUGGGCCUCUCAAUGUUUGGACUGACGUCUCUCCCCAAGUGGUAUUAGU
Messenger RNA from Liolophura sinensis, 1283 nucleotides. Its product is annotated as pancreatic secretory granule membrane major glycoprotein GP2-like. Bases 76 to 732 code for a protein of 218 amino acids. NCBI's taxonomy places the organism in Eukaryota, Metazoa, Mollusca, Polyplacophora, Chitonida, Chitonidae. The record is from RefSeq and is a predicted model, not a curated record. The transcript has 7 exons.